Paramecium sonneborni is the source of this 1760-nucleotide messenger RNA. The record is from the annotation of a GenBank genome assembly. NCBI's taxonomy places the organism in Eukaryota, Ciliophora, Oligohymenophorea, Peniculida, Parameciidae.
AUGUCUCUUGAGAGAGUGAGAAAAAGUAUUCAAAAUUUUUUGGGUAUCUAAAACAAUCCUUAAAAUCAAAAAUCUACAUUAGAACCUAAAAAAUAUCAAACUGAAUAGAAAAUAACAAAAACAGAUUAAUUAUUCAAAAAUAAAUUUGUUUGUAUUCAGAAAAAGGAAAAUAAAUUAAAUUCUUAUAAAUUUGCUUUAGAGAGAUUAAAAGAAUACAAUUUAAUCAUAUUUAAAGCAAAUGAUUUUUAGAGAUGUCCUGUUAUUUCAUACCUAUAAAAUAAAUAAGAAGUAUAAUUGAAUCAUUAUAUUUUUUUAAGAAGAAGAUUAAUGAGAAUGAAAAUAAAGCAACAAAACCAAGAUGGUCAGAAACAUUUUUUGAACUAAUCAAAGUUAAGCCUGAAGAUGAAAGGAAAGCCUUUUUUUUACAUGCAUAAUAUAUCUAAGAUUCAGAUAAAUAGUUAACCUAAACUAAAUAAAUAGUUAAAGAGUAAGAACUAUAAUCAAAAAUUUCAGAUAUUAAUUUUGAAAACAAUCUUGAUCAAGAAAAAUAGCCUAAAUAAAUUAUUACUUAAUCUUAAUAAUUACAAGAAAAAGAUGAAGUCAGUUAAAGUGGGUAUGAUGAUAUAAUUGUAGGAUAAAAAUCAGAAAUUUAAUUUAAUAAACUUUAAUCUAAAGAUUUUAAAACUAAAUAAGUUAUUUUGAUUUAAGAUAAAAAGCUGUCACAAAAAAAUGAAAAUUUAAAUAAUGAUAGUUAAGUAAUAUAAAAAACAAAUCUUUAGGAAAAAUAAUUAGAAAUUUAAUCUCAAUAACCAAUCUUAACAGAUCCUAAAACUGAAUAGGUAAAACCAGAGGUAAUAGAAAAUAAAGAAGAAUCAAGAAGAAAUAUAGUUACAAAACUAGAUCAUCAAAUUUAAAAUUUAGAACAAAAAUAUAUUCUUGAUGAAAAUCCUUUUACCUAAAAUAUUUAGAAUCAAUUAUUAAAUCCACCAUGGUCAAAUAAUCCUGUAUAAGAAAAAUAAAUAUCAUAGAAUAUAUUUCAGCAACCUUUGAUUUAAUAAUCACCUUAAAUAUCAUAAUAAUAACCAAUUAAUUUUUUAAAUUCCAUUCAAUAAUAAUCUUAUAAUUAAUUUCCUUCUUAAAAUUCAUAAAUACCAAAUGUUUUUUUUAAUUAGAAUUUAUUCACUUAAGAACCCAAUCUUUUUAAAAAUAAUUAAUAAUCAAAUUAGAAUUUUAAUUUAUUUAACUAAUAAAAUUUAUUUUAGUAAUAAACUUCUUAAUAACCAUAAGAAUCCUUAUUUUAAUAAUAAUCUAUCUCAUAAUCUUUAUUUUAAUAAUAAUAAUAACCAUCUUCAACUUAAUCAUUAUUUUAAUAAUAACCCUCAUCAUAAUCAUUAUUUUAAUAAUAACCAUCAACAUAAACAUUAUUUUCAUAAUAGCCUACAACAGAAUCAUUAUUUUAGUAAUAAUCAUCAAUUAAUUUUUUCAAAUAAUCAGGAACAUAAUCAUAAAGUUAAUUAUUUUAAUAACAAAAUCAACAAACAGUAAGUUUAUUUAAUAAUAAUGAUUAAAGUUCCAAUUAAAAAGAUUUUUUCUCAGCUUAACCUGUAAACUUAUUUUAAUCAAAUUAAGUCUAAGCUUAAGACUUGUUUUCCUUAAACACUGAGUAGUAAUCAAACAAUACUAUAUAAUAAUAAAGAUCAUGUUCUUAAUCUGAUAGAUACAAGAAGAAUCUAUGUAAGUAAUAAGUUAAUAGAAUAUGA